Sycon ciliatum is the source of this 4346-nucleotide messenger RNA. RefSeq names its product anion exchange protein 3-like. Bases 226 to 3501 code for a protein of 1091 amino acids. Gene Ontology annotation, cellular component: plasma membrane. Gene Ontology annotation, biological process: bicarbonate transport; monoatomic ion homeostasis; monoatomic anion transport. Lineage: Eukaryota; Metazoa; Porifera; Calcarea; Leucosolenida; Sycettidae. The transcript has 2 exons. Gene Ontology annotation, molecular function: solute:inorganic anion antiporter activity; monoatomic anion transmembrane transporter activity. The record is from RefSeq and is a predicted model, not a curated record.
CCUACGGAGCGCGAAGUGGGUAAAGGCAAGCCUGCAGUGCCUGAUCCAGCAGUGUCACACUUCCUCUGUGAUUGGUGACAUUGGAGUUUUCUUCUCGAGUUCAGCAGGAACGGUCAGAGCUAGUACCAGCCAAGUCGCGGUCUGGAAAGGGAGCUCUUGCAGCUUGGAGGGCUGCAGGCAAGGAAGGAAACAAGCCAACCAAGGUAAAGAGAGUCUGGCUGUACGAUGGGAGACCAGCAUCGUCGACAGCAUAACCGUCGUAGCGGUGAACAUCAACAUCAUGACGGCAACGGCGUUGGCAACAAUGGCGUUGGCAACAAUGGCAUACCUCUGAUCAAUGUCGAGCAGCACUCGCCACCACCGGAACACCAGCAGCAGCAUCACAGCCACAGGCGGCAGCAUCAGCCCGAACAGCAAUCGGGUCACCAAACCAGGACACCCGCACCCCAAAACAAUGGCCACAGCAAAGGCGGCGGCGGUGGUGGCGGCGGCGGCGGAGCACCAAAUCCCGGCAGGCAGCAAGCUGAGGUGCAGCUGAGCAGCGUGCCACAGGAGGGCUUCGUCCAAAUGUCUCAGCUUCAUAUGGAGGAUGACCAAGCCGAGUGGAGACAACGAGGCAGAUGGCUCAAGUUCGAAGAGGAGGUCAACGAGGAUGUGGGACGAUGGAGGAAGCCACAGGCAUCCUCACUCAGUUUCCACUCGCUGUUGGAGCUACGCCGAUGUAUCGACAAGGGUACUGUGUUGCUUGACCUUCCCAAGCCGGACCUCAUGGGUAUAGCCACGGCUGUUGUGGACGAUAUGGUCAUGACCGGGCAGCUGGAGCGAGCUCAGCGUACCGACGUGCUCCACGCUCUCUUGCAACGUCACGUUCAUCAAAGCGACCUGGCCAAGCUACACCAACCGCUGAGUCGCAUGGGCAGUGUGUUCCGCCGUAAAAACAGACUCACUCCGUCAGUGUCCAUCCAAUCGCUGACUAGCGCGCCUCUGAGUCGCACGGGAAGCAAUCGCUUCAGCGUGCGAAGUGUGAAAAACAAGCUCACGCCACGGCACAAGCAGCUGCAGCGUUCUCACACUGAGCAGGCGCAGGCCAUCAGAGCGGGCAGCGAUGGCAGCUCCGCUCCUAAGGGUGUACCGAAAUCCAACCUUCUCGGUCCGCCAGGUCAGCUGAAAGCUGCCGGCGGUGUGACGGUCAAUGCCGGAGCGGAUGUACCACCCUGCGAUUGCGGUGAUCCAGAGUGCACUGUGGGGCUAGAGCCAAAUCUGGGCGAAGAAGACAAGCAACUGACGAAGGACGAACAAGAUCUCCUGAAGAAGAUCCCAAUCGGCGCCGAGGCCACCACUGUUCUGGUCGGUACUGCCGACUUCCUUACCUCACCUGUCAUGGCUUUCGUUCGCCUCAACGAGGGACGUCCGCUGGGAAACCUGACCGAAGUGCCUAUUCCUGUGCGCUUCCUGUUCGUCCUGCUAGGUCCUGAGGAGGAAGGAAACAACUACCAGGAGAUUGGCAGAGCUAUUGCCACGCUCAUGGCUGAUCCAGUCUUCCACGAGGCUGCGUACAGAGCCGAGUCAAGACAGGACUUGUUGACGUCCAUCGAGGAGUUUCUGGAGGACAGCUUAGUGCUGCCUCGUGGUAAAUACGACAAGGACCUUCUACUGCCGGCCAUCAAGCAACAGAAUAUGCGAAGAAGGAAGAACAAGGCAGAGAGAGACGCCAUGCUCGAGAAGGAGCCGGAGGAAGACCCGCUGGCCAAGACGGGUCAUCUGUUUGGCGGAUUGUGGCAGGAUUUGGGACGUCUGAAGCGUCGUUACGUUAGCGACUUCACGGAUGCCAUGAACAUGCAAUCGUUCGUUACGUUUGUGUUCAUGUAUUUCGGAUCAAUCGCGCCCAUCAUUGCUUUCGGCAGCUUGCUGGGCGAGAAGACGAAGCACACGUUUGGACUGCCCGAGACCAUUAUCUCGUCGGCACUGGGUGGCAUUAUCUGGGGCAUAUUUGCAGGCCAGCCAAUGAUGAUUAUAGGACCGACUGGACCGACGAUCGUCUUUGAAGGCGUCAUCUACAUCUUUGCCAAGGAGAACAACAUCAACUUCUUUCCGUGGAGGUUCUGGAUAGGCGUGUGGGUGUUUGUGAUCCUGGCACUGGUGACGGUCACAGACAGCAGCUAUCUGGUGAAGAAGUUCACUCGCUUCACCGAGGAGGUGUUUGCUGCGCUGAUCGCAUUCAUCUUCAUCUUUGAGCCGCUGAUCAGUAUAGACCAUGCGUUCAAGCAUCACCCUGUGGACAUCAACUACUGCACAACGGACUACUGCAUAACGCCAAACGCCUCCGCCUACGAGGACGAUCUGAAUGGCACCGAGCCCACGGCAGCAUACAACUGCACUGGUGCAGCAUACGGCAACGCAUCCAAUGCAAGCAGCUACGGGUGCAACCCGGGCGCUGCUGACAAGUACGGAGGCAAACCAGGAAUCCACAACCAGCCAAACAGUGCUAUGCUUUACAUGGUGCUGCUGAUCGGAACGUUUGUCAUGGCGUACGCCCUGCGCAAGCUGAAGACCAGCCGCUACCUAGGAAAGAUUCCACGUCGCAUCCUGGGAGACUUUGGCAUUGCGUUCAGCAUCCUUACAUUCGUCUUCCUCGACCACUUCCUCUUCAAGACCAUUCACAGUGAUAAGAUCGACGCACCAAGCGGCAUCGUCACCAGCACACCGCGUUCCUGGCUCAUUUCCCCUAUGGAUGGCAUGACGGCAGGUCACAUCUUCGGUGCCUUUGUGCCUGGUUUGCUGGUGGCAUUCCUGGUGUUUGUCGAGACGCAGGUCACCUGUCUCAUCUGCUGCAGCCCCGAUCAUAAGUUCAAGAAGAUCGGUGGCUAUCACUGGAACUUGGCCGUCGUCGCAAUCUACUCGCUCUUCUGCAGCUACACUGGCCUGCCGUGGAUGUGCGGUACGCCAGUGCCGUCUCUCUCGCACACGCAGAGUCUGCUCAAGAUCAACAAGAACGUGGCGCCGGGCGAGAAGCCAAAGAUUGAGGGCGCCUACGAACAGCGCCUGACCAACAUCCUCAUCCACGGCGUCAUCGCCUGCUCACUGGCACCGCCCGUCGCCUUGGUGCUGCGGCAGAUCCCGAUUGCCGUCAUCAUGGGCGUGUUCCUCUACCUGGGCUUCUGCAACAUUCUCACCCUGCAGUUCACGCAACGCUGCAUUCUCAUGCUCGUGCCUGCCAAGCAUCACCCGGAGGACGCAGCCUACGUGCGACACGUCGGCACCAUUCGCAUGCACCUCUACACGGUCGUUCAGAUCUUCUGCUUCGGCGUGCUGGUCGUCUUCAAGAUGACCAAGGCCGGCCUGGUCUUCCCGCUCAUGGUAGGGCUGAUGGUCCCGCUCCGCGACUAUGUCAUCGGCUACUUCUACUCAGACAAGGAGCUACACGCACUCGAUCCCCAUGGACCUGUAGAGAGUGACGACGAAGGAGAAGUUGAUGAGUACGAGACGCACAUGCCCGCAUAACGGAUCCAAGCAGCAAUUCCGUCAUCAUCAUCAUCAUUAUCAUCAUCAUUAUCGUCGUUGUCUCAUGUCUGCUAUGUGAAGACCUUACACUUAUCAGUAUAAAAGGUUUGCAUGCAAACUUGCUUUACUCUACCUUUGUGAUUGUCAGUCUUACAUUGUAUUCUCGUCUCCGAGUAUCUCCAGCUAACACCUACCAGUAUAUUAGAUACUGAUACAUUUGAACUAGGUACCUGUAAGCAAACAUAGGUAAGCUGCUCCUUUUUGUCAUACAUAAGAUUUAGUGCUAGCGGCCCACGUGCAGGUGUAACCUAUCAGUACUUUACAUAUUUUAAGUGGCAUUUUCAAUUGCGAUGAACAUAGCACAGCAUUCAUCUAGAUUCGGACACAUUCCUGCUAUUCUACUAUUCUCUGAUCUAUUAUUGCUUCGUCAAAUUCACAUUUCCUUUGCCGAUGAUUUUUGACAACUUGUACUUUGGUUUUCUCUUGUUGAUCGCCUCAGUACCGCCAUCAAACAUUUUACCAAUGACACGAUCCGUUGCCAGUGCCCAGUUACCAAUGGAAGCCCAGCAAGUUAUUUAAAUUUUUAAAGACCGUCAUAUUCGUAUACUGAAUCCGAAUCCCAAUGUAUAAUUCAAGCUCUCGAAGCUACACAUACUGCACACAUAUAUGUAGGUGUGCAAGCACCAAUUUAGUAACUUUGCUGUUUACUAACAAUACUAUUUAGUAACAGUUAACAUUAGGAUGUUUUCCCAGUGCUUCUAUGGGUGUGUUUUCUACUCAGCACUCUGGCAUGUCCAUAGCAGGCCGCCAGUCAGAAAGCUAAGACAUUUUGGCAGUUGAUCGAA